This is a messenger RNA of Topomyia yanbarensis, 918 nucleotides long. Its product is annotated as zinc finger protein 678-like. Bases 151 to 918 code for a protein of 255 amino acids. Lineage: Eukaryota; Metazoa; Arthropoda; Insecta; Diptera; Culicidae. Gene Ontology annotation, biological process: regulation of transcription by RNA polymerase II. The transcript is spliced from 2 exons. The record is from RefSeq and is a predicted model, not a curated record. Gene Ontology annotation, molecular function: RNA polymerase II cis-regulatory region sequence-specific DNA binding; DNA-binding transcription factor activity.
UCAGCAUUUAACUUGUGUAAAAUCUCUAACGGUUUCGAAGGUAGUUGGGAUAUCCAAACCAGACAGACAAAACAGUCAACAAGUCCAGGUGACAAUUUCACACAUGCCACCGUACUGCAAACAACCAUCGAUAAAACCUAUGAGUGCGGAAUGUGUGACCAAUCAUUCCCCAAGAAGAGACAGCUGGCAGUUCACAAGCGCGUACAUGCCGGCACGCGACCGUACUCCUGUGAUAUUUGCGGUAAAGCAUACACCAAGGGUAUAAAUCUAAGCCGGCACAAACGGAUGCACACCGGCGAGCGACGGCACCGUUGUCGGAUAUGUGGCCGAGAAUUUUUCACUUCUGAGCAAUUGGAUCAGCACCGGCUUACCCAUAAAGAUCAGGCUUACAUUUGCGAUAUCUGCAGUAGGAAGUUUACCGAAAACAGUAGUCUCACGCGACACAGACUUAUCCAUGCAGGUGAGAGAUCGCACAAGUGCGAUAUUUGUGGCAAAGAAUUCAUAACUAGUGCUGAACUCACUCGCCACAUGCGCAUGUAUACUGGCGAGCGUCCGUAUAAGUGUGAUAUCUGUGGCAAAGGCUACGUAGAAAGCAGCAGUUUGAAACGUCACCAGCGUGUUCACAUCGAUAUGAAUCUUGUGGAUCAAAUAUUUAGUUGCGACAUCUGUGGUAGAAAGUUUCUUGAAUCUAAAGAACUUACGCAGCACAAACUUACCCACAGCAAAGAUCGAGAAUUCAGAUGUGAAGUCUGUGGUGGCGGGUUUAAUAAAUAUUCUCACAUGACUCGGCACAUGCAAAUCCAUACAAACGAACGCCCGUACAAAUGUGACCUCUGCGGGCAGGAGUUUCUUCGAAGAGCACAUUUGACCCAGAAUAAUCGCAGGCAUGUUGGCGAACGACCCCAUGGCUGUGAAUAG